Molecule: messenger RNA, 1234 nt
Organism: Aspergillus welwitschiae
Lineage: Eukaryota; Fungi; Ascomycota; Eurotiomycetes; Eurotiales; Aspergillaceae
Product: GPI anchored serine-threonine rich family protein
Exons: 1
Coding region: 203-985 (260 amino acids)
Source: RefSeq, a predicted model, not a curated record
GAAAAGCACAAGCGGGGGCUGCUUAUAUCUUUGCAUCUGCCCAGUAUCCUGCCAUGAGGGUUAACGGUUUCUCCCUUGCGUCGCGCCCCUCCUGACCCCUUCAGUCACUCGUUUGGGCGUCUAUAGCAUUCAUUCAUUCAUUCAUUUGAUACUCAGUUUCUUAUUCCCAGUCUCUCCUUCAUUUCGGCAAUCAAUUCUAGUCAUGCGUUCAGCCAUCCCUUUUAUCCUCAGCCUCGGCUCCCUGGCUGCGGCCAUCAGCAUCACCGAGCCGACCCUCAAUUCGACCUACGCCGCCGGUUCCACCAUCACCGUUAACUGGACCACUGUUGACACCGAUCCCACCACCUUCAGCCUCUAUCUCUGGAAUUUCGUCUACUGGCCGCCCUCCUAUGUCCCCUUGGCGCUUGAUAUUCCCACCUCCGAUCUGUCAUACCCCGUGCAAAUCCCCUGCGACACCGAUCCAGAGUGGGGCUACCAGAUUAGCGGGAUCAACGGCACCAACGUCUACAUCAUCUAUGCUCAGUCUGAGAAAUUCUUCGUCUCCGACGUGGCCAACGCGACCGAAUGCGUCGAUACGAGCGUCACGGCCCCCGGAGCAUCUGCUUCCUCUACCUGCCCUGCAGCAUCUACCGUUUAUGUUACGGUGAGCCCUACCGCGUCCAGCUCUGCUUUGUUUCACCACAACCAUCACCAUGAUCAUCAUCUUCUCCAUCACCACUCCUCCCAUCUCCCGGCUCCUUCAUCCACUCCUGCUCCUGUCAUCUCGUCCAGAACUGUCAAGCCAGGAAUCGUGCCUAAGACUAUUGGUUGGUGCUCAGACUAUUCCCACCCUGUGACCUUGGACAAGGUGCCGACCCCAACGGUGGCCUUGUAUGAAACAGAGACGGCGUCGCACGCCAGAACUCAGGAUGUUAGCGUCGUGACAGCCACUACUACCGUGAGUGUUGUUGGCAAUGCCGGAGGCGAUGGGUGUCCUUUUGCCUGAGGUGGUGAUCCUUCGAAAUGUUUAUACUGUGUCUGCCAUCGACCUAGUAGCUACCAUCAUGUAAGACUAUACAUAUUGCAACAGUGUGAUACCAUGCGACUUGAUCACCCGUUCCCAUUACGCAUUCCUAUACACCAACUUAUAUACUACUUCUAGAGAAAGUAUCUGUAAACCUCUGGGAAUUCUCUUAAAUUUCUGAAUGUCGUGCGCAUCUCUCAACGGCCAGGAUCCUCCCAGAUUAGUCUCGUG